Messenger RNA from Pecten maximus, 7274 nucleotides. RefSeq names its product CSC1-like protein 2. The record is from RefSeq and is a predicted model, not a curated record. Gene Ontology annotation, molecular function: calcium-activated cation channel activity. NCBI's taxonomy places the organism in Eukaryota, Metazoa, Mollusca, Bivalvia, Pectinida, Pectinidae. Bases 459 to 2882 code for a protein of 807 amino acids. The transcript has 25 exons. Gene Ontology annotation, cellular component: plasma membrane.
CCUUCACUGUUUAAUUAGCCAAGCUGCCUGGGUACAGAUAUGUAUAGAAUCCCAAUACCCGUUAACUCAGACACUUGAUUAAUAGUCAGUGGAUCUGAAAAAAACCCAGAAAGUCAUUGAAUUGGAAGGAAACUAAAUCUGAAGUAUUAUUUCAGCCUGUUUAAGCAGCCACAUUCAAUUCAUAAGGAACUUGACUGAGUGAUAUUUCAGCUGCUGUGUUUGGAGGAUAACAAAAAUUAGUAUUGAUUUUUGGGGCCAGGUUAUUUGUAUGGGCUGUAAAGCCUGUACACAGUGACUGUCUGCUGGCUCUACCACAGGGAUAUACCUACUCCACAACUGCCUCAUCUCACUUCCUGUUGGAUUCUAACAAUUUUACUGAGGAAAGGUCUGAGAGUACGAGUAUGACCUCUAGAUAAAGACUGGUUUGACCCUUGCUACAUACUCCGGAUCCUUUAGUGAUGAGUUCCCAGGGGCCAGGGCCUCCGGUUACCCCACCUCCAGUAGCGCCCCCAUCAGAGGAGCAGUGUGGUGUUUUCUGGCUUCACAAUCAAACGAAAUAUGAUUUCACGGGUGGAGAGUAUGGAGAGAUCCCAUUUACUCUCAUCAUCAAUGCCAUCGUUUGGUUGGUUCUCAUCAUACUGUUUGCCAUUCUGAGGAAGAUUGCCUGGGAUUAUGGUCGGAUAGCCCUUGUGAGCCGAACCGAAGAAAAUGCUCAAGUUCUGAAGAAGGAUAAUGGCUACAAUGUAUGGACAUCUCUAUUUUUUGGCGAGAGAGACAAACCAGCGCAUGGAUCUCAGGAAUCCCUUGAUACCCACCUCCACUCCCAGGAUAAGGGGUUCUGUGCCUGGAUACCAGCAUUUUUUAGAGUCAAGGAUGCAGACAUCCUACAGAAAUGCGGCCAUGAUGCGAUCCAGUACCUAUCCUUCCAGCGCUACUUGAUCAUCUACACGACCAUCAUCUGUAUCCUAGCAGUCGCUGUCGUCAUCCCCACCAACUUCUCCGGCGACAUCAUUGGCAAUGCUACAGACUUUGGUCACACAACCAUAGGAAACCUGGACCCUAAGUCGCCCCUUCUGUGGAUACACGCCCUGUUGGCAAUUGUCUUCCUCAUCAUUAUCGUGGCCCUGAUGCAUCACUUCUCACGCAACCUGGAGUAUCAAGAGGAUGACCAGGUGUCAAGAACAUUGAUGAUCUCCAACAUCCCAACUCAGAGAUGCUUCAAAAACAUCAUCACUCAACACUUCCAAGAGGCUUACCCAGAGACUGCGGUAAUUGAUGUACAAUUCGCCUACAACAUCUCCAAUCUUGUCAUCCUGGACAAGAAACUGAAGACUGCGAGUGAGGCGCGGAUGAACUCCCAGAUAGAAUGUGAUCGGACUGGGAAUCGUCCAAUGAUGAGGCCACAUGCCUGUGGUCGGUGCUGCUGUGGUUCCCAGAAGGUAGAUGCUUUAGAAUACUACAGCACUCUGGAGGCUGAGCUGAAAAAUAAGUGUGAGAACGAGAAAAUCACUGCCUACCAGGACCCUCAGGGCAUCGCAUUUGUAUCCUUCCAGACUGACUACAUGGCAGAAAAGGUUUUAGCUGACUUUGGUUUGGCCUGUAAAGGGUCCAACAGCUGUCCACCAUCCACUGUGGCCAAAGAACUUAACAUUGCUGAGUGGGACGUCAAGUACGCUCCAUCUCCAGAAAACAUCUACUGGGAGAACCUGACAAAAUCUGGGAUACGAUGGUGGAUAUUUGCGAUUGUAAUUAACGGAUUCCUCGUCAUCCUCCUUUUCUUUUUCACCACGCCGCUCAUCAUCAUCAAUAACCUUGACAAAGUGGAAUACUUAAAGGGAUCAAUGACGAGUCCUAUAAUUCAGCAGUUUCUGCCAACUCUGCUUCUGUGGACAUUUGCUUGUCUUUUGCCAAAUGCUGUGUAUUACUCAGACCAGUAUAUAGGUCAUUGGACAAGAACUUCAGAACACCAUUCUGUGAUGAUAAAGUGUUUUAUUUUUUUGCUGCUCAUGGUCUUGAUUUUACCUUCUUUAGGUCUGUUUAGUGUGAAUGCCUUGUUCCAGUGGCUGGUGAUGGACACUCAGAAUGACUUGCGCUGGAAGUGUAUAUUCCUUCCUGGCAAUGGGGCUUUCUUUGUGAAUUAUGUGAUAACCUCAGCCUUCAUAGGCACAGCCCUGGAGUUGAUGAGGUUCUCAGAGCUUCUUGUGUACAGUGUCAGACUUUUCUUUGCUCGGUCAUCUGCAGAGGAAAGUGCAGUAAGGAAGACGACAGUCUGGGAGUUCCAGUUCGGUGUCCAGUAUGCCUGGAUGCUGUGUGUGUUUGCUGUAGUUGUUGCCUAUAGUAUAUCAUGUCCUCUCAUCGUACCGUUUGGUCUGAUACACAUGGUACUGAAGCAUAUGGUGGACCGAUACAACAUUUACUUUGCAUAUCGCCCGUCUCGGAUCAGCAAGGGCAUCCAUAAUACGGCUAUCACAUUUGUUGUGGCCUCUGUCAUCCUCCUGCAGUGUAAUAUAGUUUUCUUCACAGCCGUCCGUUCAGAGGCAGUGAGUGCUGUGUUCUUUUUCUCCUUCGUCGCUCUGUUUGCAUCACUACUGGCAUUUACAGGACGUGUUUGCUUCGGCUGGUUCAAACACUUUAACCCACUCAAAUACAAAAAGGCUAACACUGGGCCCGAGUCUGAGGCAUUUAAUGACGAUGGCAUGACCACACCCACUGGGGGACUAGCUGGCCCAACUCCGUUUGUGGCGAGUGUUCUACUGGACCCUGACAGAGAGGGAGAUGCAGGGGCGAAUGCUGAUAAUUCCAACCCAGCACCCGUCAACUCAUAUGGAUCCAUCAACUCCCACACCCCUGUCGCAGACUCCGACCACGUCUAUCAACCCUAACCACCAAUCACAGACUCAGGCCACGCCUAUUAACCCUAGACACCAAUCACAGUCUCAGGCCACGCCUAUCAACCCUAACCACCAAUCACAGACUCAGGCCACGCCUAUCAACCCUAGACACUAAUCACAGACUCAGACCACGCCUAUCAACCCUAACCACCAAUCACAGACACAGGCCACGCCUAUCAACCCUAGACACCAAUCACAGACUCAGACCACGCCUAUCAACCCUAACCACCAAUCACAGACUCAGGCCUUGCCUAUCAACCCUAGACACCAAUCACAGACUCAGACCACACCUAUCAACCCUAACCACCAAUCACAGACUCAGGCCACGCCUAUCAACCCUAGACACCAAUCACAGACACAGGCCACGCCUAUCAACCCUAGACACCAAUCACAGACACAGGCCAUGCCUAUCAACCCUAGACACCAAUCACGGACUCCAGACACACCAAAGUGUAUGAUUGUAAGCUCUUGGUUAAAGGUCAGAUUGACCUGUUUUAUCAUACAAAUUGCAGAAGCAACAUAUUCAUCAGAUCAACCUGUCUAAUCUGACACCCUGCAUGAUAACAUAUAAGAGUUCCAGGGUAUAUAGGUUUAUAUCAAAUUUCAAUAAAAAAAAUUGGGUUUUAUAUUAUGCUGGUUUAGCGAGAUGUCGGAAACCUGGAGUCAGAUUAGGCAGGAUGUCAGAAUAUACAGUUUUCAAUGUAUCUAAGUGGUCUGUAUGCUUACACAGAUUAGUGUUGAAUGAGUACAUGAUUUAGUUGUCAUUUAUUUAGUAUCAUGUAAUAAUUAGUCUGGUUGAUAAUUUGUUCUUUCGUAAAAGUGGAAAUGUUCAUCAUGACUGACAGCACAAAUUUAUCCCCAUCGCGAACAGUUUGGAAGCUGACCAAGCGAAAAUUUCAACUCGCAAAAAUAUCGAUUUUUACAAUAAUCUGUAUUAUGUAGUUACAGUAUAGCUAUGUUUACGGAGUUUGUUUGGAUUUACUCAUGAAAUUGUAAAGAAAAUUAUGCUUGAGCAUUAAAUUUCUCCGCAGUAGGUAAUUGUUAUAUAAUUUCAUCAAAAUUGAUUUUUAACUGAAAAAUGGAAAAGCUUCAACAUAUGAAGGAAGAGAACUGCAUUUGGAAUAUUCAUGUGCCAUCAAAGAAACUGAUCAGUUUACACAUCAAUGGUGAAUUUUAUUUGAAGAUAAUAUCAAUGGUGCAUUUAUGUCAGAGGGUUUAUUUUAUGAUAGUUUCUUUUUAUUAGUGCAUUUGGAUUUUGUUUUUGUUUUGUUUUUUUUGCAUUUAUGUAUAUUGGGUAUAGUCACAAAUAUCACACUGCUUAUCAUUCCAAGAAAAUGUGAUUGUUAGGAGUGGCAACUGUUGACAAUUUACAAGGGUGUAUCGCAGAAUGAGCUCAUUUAUGUAUAGAUUUGAAUGCAUUAUGUUACAGGUUUCUUUCUGAAAAUUGUUAUGAAAUUAACCAAAGCACUGAUUUCAGUUUUAAUACCACUGUAAAUAUCACUUCAGAUAAGAUAUAUCUUAUUUUGACAAUAUAUCUUUGUGUAUGUAUUUGUAAUUUUCUUUGAUUUUCAUAGUCAUUUGCAAUCAUUUCAAAUAUUAGAAAAAUGUUAUUAUCUUUUUGUCAUUUCAAAACAAUUCUUUUUGUUAAAAACUACACACAUCGUGUUUUGAAUGAGUCACAAAUUAUUUAAAAUGAAUAUUUUGGUCAAUGUACAUUUUAUAUGGAGAUAUAUCCCACCUUAGUUUUUGUUUUGAAAGUCAAAAUCAUUCACACAUCAUUUCUAUAUUUCAUACAUUUUGUGACACUGUUCUCGAAAUAUUUCCAAUCUCAUUAAUCAGUUGCAUAGUUAAGUACUUACCAAUCCUCAGUCCAUAAACAUGACUUAAAAUAAGAUGUUAUCAUUCUUAACUUCUUUGAUAAACUCAGUUGUAUUUCAUACUAUCACUAUAAUCAGUUAUACAUGUAUAAACAUGAAUUUGGAGUCGAGUAACUAUUAUUUUGUCAUUCUCUUUUGUGACAGCUAAGCUUCUUUAAUACAUUUGUAUUUCUGUGUUAACCUCCUCUUGAGAAAACAGGAAUUAGAAUUAUUUGUUUAUUCUCCCAUGAAAAUAUCUUGGAUUAGAAACAAUGCAUACAGGUAGUAUGGUAGGUAAACUUGCUCAAGUUCCAAGAUCUGGGGUCCGCGGUGGCCGCGUUGUUAAGGUGUCCCGACACCUUAUCACUAGCCCUCCACCUCUGGGUUGCGAGUUCGAAUCCUACGUGGGGCAGUUGCCAGGUACUGACCGUAGGCCGGUGGUUUUUCUCUGGGUACUCCGGCUUUCCUCCACCUCCAAAACCUGGCAUGUCCUUAAAUGACCCUGGCUGUUAAUAAAAUGUUAAACAAAAACAAACAAACCAAGAUAUGGGGACUAAUCUACUUAAGUAUCUGUGCUUACAAGAUAUUCAGAAAUUCUAAAAGUGUUUUUAUUAUUGAUUGCUUCGACAUAUACCAGACUAGUAUAUUAAUUAUUAUUGGAAUUUAUUUCAUGGAUUAUUUACAGAUGCUAAUUUUCUGACAAAGAGAAGUAUGCUGUCGGUGAUUUAGUAUAUUUAAGUUUCCAUGGUAUGGUGUGUUGCUUUAAUUGUUUUAUGUAAUGUUUUGUGUUAAUUUCAGAAGUUCAUCUUCAUAACCUUUUUCAUGACUGUAGCUAUUUUUUAGUUAUAUUCUUUAUGCAAUAUUUUAUUGUGCAAUAGUGAGAGUUAAUUUUGAAUAUUAGAGGAGUGACAUGACGAAAGACAGAGAAGAAGGGAAUAACACAAGUGUCUUAGAGUGACAUGACAAAAGACAGAGAGAAGAAUGGAAUAACACAAGUGUCUCAUGACCUCUUGCUCCACAUCCCCCCCCCCCCAUCCUAUAUUCUCUUUAUUCUUCUAUCAAUUGAAUUAGUUUUGAAAUCACGUGUGGAAUUCUUCAUCACCAUUAUCAUUGAAAUGCAAUUUUAUUAACAAAAUGAUUAUUGAAAAUGUGUGUGUGUUGUUUUCUUUGUUUUUUUUUUUUUAUGGAUGGUUGUGUUGUCAGAAACUUCAAUAAAACAAAAACAAAACAAAAAAGCAAAAAAAAAAAGAAAAUGGAGUGUAAUAUGAAAAAAUACCGGUAUUAAUGAUUUUUUAAAUAGUUUUUAUCUGCAUUUUCAUUUUAUUUCAAUGAUUCUACGAUUACAUGUGACAUAUUUAAUAUUCAAAAUAUUGCUUUAGUAUGUACAGUUAAUUAACCCAAAAUUGCAUACUUAUGUAAAAUGUAUGUAUUUGUCAUAAUAUUUAACUUUUUGAAUAGUUUUUUCACAUAUUUUACUUGUACAAGUUAAGUUUUCUAUCAUAGUUUAUUCUGUUUUGUUUGUGAUAUAUUGUCAGUAGUUUGUAUUACUGUUUCUGUAUAAUUAUCAAAAGACUACUUAUAGGUUGUAUAGCAUCAUAUUUACAAAAGUGUGAAAAAUAAAAUGUAUGUAGUUAAAAAGACCUUUACACAAUUCCCACAUCUUAAAAUACUAGUAAUAUACACAAUUCUCACAUCUAUAAAUACUAAUAUACAAUACAUCCUACUUAAAAAUCAACCAUUUAGUUCAAUUUUUAAGUGAAUAUGAAGUGUAUUUCAAACAAAGUAGUAUAUUUAGAAAUUUCAGAGGUUUUUGUUUUUACAUCCCCAAGUCAGUCACAAUAAUGUAGCCUAUAUUCCUAAUCUCUUUGUCACAGCAAGGUAGCAUACAUCCUUAAGUCUGUGUCAGUUAGGUAGCAUGCAUCCUUAAUUCGUUGUAUCACAGUAAGAUAGCAUACAUCCUUAAGUCUUUGUGUCACAGUAAGGUAGCAUGCAUCCUUAAGUCUUUGUGUCACAGUAGGAUAGCAUACAUCCUUAAUUCUUUGUAUCACAGUAAGGUAGCAUGCUUAAUUCUUUGUAUCACAGUAAGGUAGCAUACAUCCUUAAGUCUUUGUGUCACAGUAGAAUAGCAUACAUCCUCGAGUCUUUGUGUCACAGUAAGGUAGCAUGCAUCCUUAAGUCUCUGUCCCAGUAAGGUAGCAUACAUCCUUAAGUCUCUGUCACAGUAAGGUAGCAUGCAUCCUUAAGUCUCUGUCCCAGUAAGGUAGUAUACUUCCUUAAGUUUGGUACCAUUAUUGCUACUUUUAUAUGAACAUUCUGUACUGUGUCUGUCUCUAGACAAGUAAAUAACAAUAAAUUUAUUUCACUUUUCCUUAGUAUUAGGUCAGAUAAGUAUGAUAACCAUUUGAUAAAUUCUAUGUUAUCAAUGUUGAGUAAUCAGCAGCUUGGGAUGAUUCUACUGAUGAGGAAAAAUAUAUUUUCAUCAAGGAGGUAGAAAUGAUGAUUAAAAUAAAAGUCAGUUAUACAUUUA